Messenger RNA from Prorocentrum cordatum, 1842 nucleotides. Lineage: Eukaryota; Dinophyceae; Prorocentrales; Prorocentraceae. The record is from the annotation of a GenBank genome assembly.
AGCAAGGUUCCGACUUGGCUGAAUGCCGCAAUCCGUGUCUAUGUGGGCUCAAGCCUGUUGAGCUUCGAUUAUGUGCGUGCAGUAGCGUUAUCGAGGAGCGAUCUCGAGGUCCUCGGCCAAUGAGGGCGAGUCUGUACCUGAUCCUCGCGUUGACAUUGCCACGGCCAGUCAGUGCAGGUGAAGGCUACCCUGGAUGGGAGACAGAUCAGGGCUGCCCUUGCUCCAACCAGUCGCUCUGCGAGCCGAUCCACCGUGUAGGCCCUGAGCGAGUUUUUGCGUUCCACGUUGGAGUAGCUGGCAACAAGGACUGGACCCAGUACGACUGGAGUCAGAUUACCACCGUCUGCGUGUUCGGCGCGCUGGAUCCGGAGCUGCUCUGCCACGCGCACCGCGUGGGGGCGAGGGUCACCAUAGGCGUGGACAUAGGAAUCGCGUCGUGGCGCAACGCCAGCCUCGUCGACGCGUGGAUCGCGGAGAAGGUGCGGAAGGUCCAGGACGGCUUCCUGGAUGGUCUCAACCUCGAUAUCGAGGACUCCGCCACCGAUCCCGACGACGUCCGCGCGCUCUCCUCGCUGUCGGCGAGGACGGCCGAGGCGAUGCACAAGGCCGUUCCGGGGUCGCAGGUGACUUUCGACGUGCCGAGCGGUGGGAUGCUGAACCAAGGAACCUGCGGGACUCAGUACAACCGGCGCUACGACUUUGGUGCGCUGGCAGCCGCCAUGGAUUUCCUAGUCGCCAUGGACUACGAUUCGAACGCUCACUACCCUUCGAAGUGCCCGACGUGUUUUGACGCGAACUGCGGGCUGCCCAUCCUCGAGCAGGGCACGAGGUGCUACGAGAAACUGGGCGUCCCAGCGUCUAAGCUGGUCCUGGCAAUGCCGUGGUACGGAUACGACUACACUUGUGGCCCGGAUGACAAGCCAGGAGACAUAUGCCGCAUCCAGGCAGCAGCGCAGAUCAGUUAUCCCGGCGCCGCUGGCCUUCUGCUUUCGAGUUCAAUCGGUGGCCGCCACUGGGCAGCGAACACGUCCACGCCAUACUUUUACUAUCGCGACAGAAGCUCCGCCUUGCACCGCGUGGACUACGAUGACGUGGACUCGCUCCGGAUCAAGUACGCGUACGCGAGGACCGCGGGUCACCGGGGCGUCGGCAUGUGGACGGCGAACUCCCUCAAUUACACGAACGUGUCGGAGGUGAGCAGCUUCUGGGAGGCUCUCAAGGAAUUCGAGCCACCGCCGGGAGAGGAUGAUGUCGCCAACCUCGCGUACGUGUGAGCGCAUUCACGUGAUUCGCGGCACGUGAGGGAGGAAGGGCGGUAUAGAGAUCAAAUCACGUUGGGACUGGUGCCGGGCUACAUUGGACCAGUCCUUGGCAACCCUGGACAGGGUUUUCUUCAGUUCUUUGGUUUUUUGUUUGGUUAGGGGCUGGCCUGACCAGGCCGCACGCCUUUCCGGCCAUCGCGUUUCAAGAGGCAUUUCCACAAUGUGGUAGGUUGUUUCACGGUUGCCCUCCGAGUCUAUAGUUUUGUCGUCCGUUGGGCAUGCGACUUUCGUCCUCGAAGUAGCGAAGCGAAGGCUCGAGCACAAGUACAAGUCAUGUCUGAUUGCUGUGAACUUAGGUAUGGCUCCAGACUCACGAGCGAUCCCCCUGACCCCCCCCCCCAUGACAGGCCGCACGUUGUAUGCGUGUUCCACCAUCGCAGUUUGUCUCAUCACGCGUUGCUGUGUGCAUCGGAUGGUGUUGCAGGUCAAUGCCUGUGUCCGCUUACUAUCAAUACUAGGGUACAUCACGAUGUGCGUGCCUGGAGCCUUGCAUUCAUCCGGAUGCGGUAGCAUGAGGAAA